Saccostrea echinata is the source of this 4216-nucleotide messenger RNA. Its product is annotated as bifunctional 3'-5' exonuclease/ATP-dependent helicase WRN-like. The record is from RefSeq and is a predicted model, not a curated record. Gene Ontology annotation, molecular function: four-way junction helicase activity; nucleic acid binding; 3'-5' DNA helicase activity. The coding region runs from base 18 to 3374 and encodes 1118 amino acids. The transcript is spliced from 25 exons. Lineage: Eukaryota; Metazoa; Mollusca; Bivalvia; Ostreida; Ostreidae. Gene Ontology annotation, cellular component: chromosome; cytoplasm; nucleus. Gene Ontology annotation, biological process: double-strand break repair via homologous recombination; telomere maintenance; DNA replication.
GUUGAACAAGGACAGCAAUGGAAACUGACGUAUUGAUUAAGAAACUACAAGAGUUACGGAAGUCUGUUACAGGUGUGAUUAGCCAGCUUGUUUCUGGGGAUAACCUGAUUAGCAAUACUGACACACAGCAGGUGUUUGAAUACUUGGAACAGGCAGGGCUCUGUUUAAAAGAUGUAGGAAAACUUCUCAAGGGAGAGGAUGUCAGCAAAACAGGGGGUAUUAAGGAAACAGUAAAAGCGGGUUGUUGUUCAUGUGGUAAGGGCAGUGGCCAAGUUACGGACCUCGGAGAAUCUUUGUCAAAAAAUGUGAAAAAUAACUCUGAUCCAAUCUCUUUGGAAAUUGAUAGUGAUGAAGAAUGUAAUUUAAAGAAAAGGGGACUAGAUUCGAGGGACAAUGAAAUAAGACGUGAAUCUAAAACUGACUUCGAUUCGGAUGGUACUGAAGACAUGGAGGAAGGAGAACCAUCAGAAGAACAAGUAUCCCACAAUUCAAAUCAAUCCCAUAAUUUUGCUGUCAAUGAAGGGCAAGAGGAAACAGCUGACGGUUUUGGAUCUGAUGAAGAUUUCUUCGAUGAUAGCAUGCUACAGGAGAUAGAGGAGGCAGAACAGAGUUUUAACAGCAACAAAAAUGUGGUAGAAGAUGACGGGGACAAUGAUCCUCAGAAUCAGCCAGAUGACUCUAAAUACCUGGAAGUCCUGAAGCAAUACUUUGGAUAUUCCAAAUUCAGGCCGAUGCAGUGGAAAAUUAUUAACUCUGUCCUGAACGACAAAAGAGACAGCUGUGUUGUCAUGGCUACAGGCUAUGGUAAGAGUUUGUGCUAUCAGUACCCCUCAGUAUUUACCCAGAGGUCUACAGUGGUUAUAUCUCCUCUUAUUUCACUGAUGCAAGAUCAAGUGAUGGGGCUCAAGGCAGCUAAUAUAGAAGCUUGCUUCUUAGGAUCAGCUCAGGAGAAUUCUGGUCAAGUCCUUCAUGAUUUGAGGAGGGGUAAAUAUCGCAUUGUGUACAUCACCCCAGAGUACGCCUCAGGCACUGGAGUGAGCUGUCUCACAGAUCUAGAUCGGGAAGUCGGGAUUGACCUGAUAGCAAUAGAUGAGGCCCAUUGUGUGUCACAGUGGGGUCACGACUUCAGGUCAGCCUACAGGUCAUUAGGUCAACUCAAACAAACAUUCCCAAAGGUUCCUAUUCUGGCAUUAACAGCCACAGCAACACAGGAGGUGCGGCUAGACAUUUGUAGAAGUCUGAAAUUAAAGAAUCCCAGUAUUGUGUGUACAGGGUUUGACAGGCCAAAUCUGUUCCUGUCUGUGGGUUUGAAGUCUGACAUUUUCUUUGACCUGCGGUCUCAGAUGACAAAAUGUGGCACCCAGUAUAGGUUUGAGGGGCCUACCAUUAUCUAUUGUCCAACCAAAAAGGCCACAGAUGAAGUUGCAGCUAUUGUGAAAGGUAUGAAUAUACCCAGUGCCCGCUACCAUGCAAGCCUUACACAGACAGAGAGAAAUAAGGCACACAGACAGUUUGUGAAUGACCAAAUCCAGGUUGUUAUUGCAACAGUGGCAUUUGGGAUGGGCAUCGAUAAACCUGAUGUCAGAAAGGUCAUUCACUAUGGUGCUCCUAAGGAUAUAGAGUCGUACUACCAGGAGGUGGGGCGUGGGGGGAGAGACGGACUGCCCAGUGAGUGCCAUGUGUUCUACGCAGAGAAAGAUUUCAAUACAUCCAGGCACUUUAUAAAAGAACUGCAUAACGAGGCAUUCAGAGAACACAAGAUGAAGAUGUUGGGGAAAAUGCAGCAAUACUUGAAGGCUUCCACAUGUAGAAGGAGGUUACUACUUUCACAUUUUGAAAACAGGAAAUUAGAUGACAUCGGAGGAACAACUAACUGUUGUGAUAAUUGUCGCAGGAACAUUGAGAGAAGCCAACAGCAAAGUUACUAUGAUGCCAAGAAUUGGUCUACUGUGCUGCCCCCUGGUGGUGACCUUGAUACAGGGGAGCAAGAUUUCAGUAAAGAAGCACGAGAGUUCUUUGAUGCUAUUCUGACAUUAGGCAGUCGAUUUGGAUUCCAGACAGUUGUCUUGUUUAUUGUGGGGUCUCACUCCCAGAAAACAAGCAAAUUUUCUCAUCUUCCUGGAUUUGGGAAGGGAAAGUACAGAAAAGUUAACUGGUGGAAAAGUUUUGGAAAGGCUUUGAUGUUCGAGGGUUACUUAAAGGAAGUAGCCAUAAGUAACAGCUUUGGUUCCACAGUGGAGCUCUCAAAGAAAGGGUCAGCCUGGAUGAAGGGGUCACGACCCCUGAAGAUGACCCCAACCACAGAUAUGUUGUCAGAGAUGAAACCUACAGUAUCUGUCUCAGUCAGACCUGCUCCGUUGGUGAGGAAUGUUAGUGAACCAACCAAGAUGUCAGGAGCUUCCAGCUGGACUAGUAAACCAGAAGAAACUCCAAAAAUUCUCGCACCAAAGAAACCAGAGGUGGAUGAAAACACCCUCAGAAUUCAGGCUGAUUUGUAUUCCAAGCUUGUAAAGGAGAGGAACGACUUGGCACAGGACACAGGAUACACACCGCAUUCUAUAGCCAGUAAUAAGGUUCUUCUGGACAUGGCCAAAAUCAGACCCAGCAGCAAGGAAUCGUUAUUGAGGUUAGAAGAUUUCCCUCAGGCCAAGGUUGAGAAGUUUGGACCAAAGUUCAUCAAAAUCCUCAAAGAGUAUUGUCAGGAAAAGGACAUCAAAAUGGAUGACUUCCCAGAAAUUAAACUGGCCAAGAGUAAUGAAGACAUGCAGAGGGAGCUAAGUCGACUGACAGAAACUCAGCGGACAUCUUUCAUUAUGUUUGGUCUUGAAAACAAAUCUCUGGAAGAAGUUGCAUCAUUAAGAGGAAUAAAAACUACUACAGUAGUCAGCCAUUUGUGUGAAGCAAUCAAAGUCGGCCUAGAGGUGGAUCCAGUUAAAUUAGGGGUGACACCGCAGAUUGAGAAAGUCGUCACAAAAGUUAUCAAAGGCCCAGAAAUACAUUCAGUGAUCAGUAAGCUGACCCCAAUUAAAGACAGACUACCUGACUACAUCGAGUACAAUCACAUCAAAGUUGUCAUCGCUCUCCUUGUACAGAGAAAUGGACAGGUGAUGACAGAAGGUGGGGAACUGAUGCUGGAGGACCACUCAUCUCAGGAUCAAGACGAUGUUGUUAUUAUAAGUGACAAUGAAAGUGGAUCUCAAUCCACACAGAAAGGAUCUCGAUCUUCACAAAAAGGACCUCAAUCAACACAAAGCAAUUCCCAUCAGAGCUCGUCAGAAUCAAGCGGACAAAAAAGAAAGUUACCUUCUUGGAUGGGUGGCAGUUCUAAACCAGUAAUGAGCAAGAAAAUGAAGUCAAACAGUCUCUUCAGAUAGUGAAGGGGCACAUUUGUAUUGUAUUUAUUCUGGAAGUGGUGCAUGAAAAAGAGAUGUGGCAAAAUUUUGAUAGUGCUUUACAGGUCAAUCAAAGGAAAAAUUCACAAAAGAUUCUCUGUGGUGUUUAACCUGAUUUAGAGCAGUAUGACUGCAUCUACAUUGCUUCGAAUAAAUGUCUUAUGUACAAAUAGAUAUACAUGAAGUGUCAUGUGAAGAAUUUGAGACUUUGGGUAGACUUUUCUUUACCAGUCCCCAGAUCCGCAAGAUCCGUGCGCUCAUUGCACUAUGACGUAAGAUUUACGUCACUCAACUGAUAAGGGUUAGUCUUGCACAUUUUUUGACUGGUUAUGGUUAGUCUUGCACCCACUUGAGAGAUUAGAGUUAGUCCUUGCACAAAGUUUCAACUGAUUAGGGUUAGUCUCACAUCCAUCCGAGAGAGUAGGGUUAGUCCUCGCACAUUGGUUAGUCUAACAUCCGCCCGGGAGAUUUGGGUUAGUUCUCGCAUACCAUCCGAGGGAUUAAGGUUAGUGUCUUGUUUUCUUUUUAGAUAAAUUAAGAAAUUCAGUGGCAUUUGUAUUUUUUGCAAGAUCUUAAUUCAGCUUUAACGACAUCUCUUUGGUUUGUUUACAUGAAAAAAUGGCUAAGUACGAAAGAAACGGCACAAAGCAUGUGCUGCACGCACUUUGUUGACAAUAAUUUUUCUUCUCCUUUUCACUGAAUAAACAAUAUUCAUCACUUUUUAUCAGAAAACGAGGUUAAAAAAUUCAUUUCAAAACGAAGUUUUAAACUAAACUUUUAACCAUAGAAUUCGAUUUUGGGGUCAAAAAGGCUAAAAACCUCGU